Messenger RNA from Amblyraja radiata (thorny skate), 1124 nucleotides. RefSeq names its product protein FAM237A-like. Bases 120 to 518 code for a protein of 132 amino acids. The transcript is spliced from 3 exons. The record is from RefSeq and is a predicted model, not a curated record. NCBI's taxonomy places the organism in Eukaryota, Metazoa, Chordata, Chondrichthyes, Rajiformes, Rajidae.
CCAGGACCCAAUAUUGCCGAGUCCAGGAACUUCACCCGCUCGAUCGCCAGCGACCAGUGUUGUGUUGGUGCAGUAGUGGAAGCAGCGAGAGACACUACAUCUUCUUUUCCCUGUAGAGUAUGCAGCGUGUGUGUGGCAGCUUGUGUGUGAUGCUGGCCUGGAUCGCCACGGUGGUUAUUGCUCAGAACAGGAUCACAGACCCGAUGAAUCUGGGCGAGAUCGACCCCCAGUGCUGGGAGAGCUCGUCCCUGACCCUGGUCGAGUUCAGGAAGCUGCGAGUCGCCGAAACAGUCAGCGCCCUCUGGGACUUCAUGAUCUUUCUGAAAGUCUCGGAGAAACCUCAGCACGCUGCCCUUUUCAUCGACCUGGCUCAGCUCUUCUGGGAUAUCUACGUGGAUUGUGUGUUGUCGCGAUCUCAUGGGCUGGGCAGGAGACAGAUCGUAGCCGGAUAUACCAUGCGGUAUCCGCAGUACUCGGCAGGCUUGGCGCGUUCAAGCGAAAAGGAUUUGAAGUUUUAAACAUCGCGGAAGAACUCUGUCCCGAAGUAUCAGCGAAAUGCAAGGUUGUCUGUUCCACCCACCGUGACAAUGAGCGAAGAUAAAAAAAAAAUUCAAAUUACAACUGAAACAGCCUCUCUUUAAACCUAUAAUCUAAUAUUCAAAAGAAAAUUAACGAAGGUUUGUUUUUUAUUGGAUCCGUGUACAGACAAUAGCCGAAAGCUCCAGGGAUAAGUAAAACAUAAAAUUGCUUACUUCAAACUUCACAGUGCCACUGUUCCCUAAGCAUAAAAUAUAAUUCCCAACCAAAGUAUCUAUUGCACAUGGGUUAUUCGAUAUUUGUUGGUUAUUUCUUUUUGGUGGGAUCUGGUUUUCCCAGUUUUCUCAUCUGCGGAAGGAUGUUAUCCAGUCAUAUUAAACAUCUCUCAGACAAAUUUCUAUAAAGUUAAAUACUAGACAUAUGUUUACACGUAAGCUCCAACACCAGGACAACAUAGUUUCUGUUUGAAAAAGUGUAAAUGUGACUUUGCAGGUUCAUCUCACUCAGUGGACCCAGCAGUCUCAAGGAGAAUAUAUGAGAUAAAUUGGGUGUCAUGUAUCCUUAUGGAAAUCUAAUGAAACAAUGAU